Messenger RNA from Sphenostylis stenocarpa, 1713 nucleotides. The record is from the annotation of a GenBank genome assembly. Lineage: Eukaryota; Viridiplantae; Streptophyta; Magnoliopsida; Fabales; Fabaceae.
AUGAAGCUUUUCAGGUUUUUGCUUGCAUGGACUUUUGCUCUUUUAGCUUCUUCCUUCGCUUCUGCUGCAGCAGUGGAACGCACUUUCAAAGUUCAAAACAAGACUAUCAAACGCUUGUGCAAUGAGCGAGUAAUUGUGACAGUUAAUGGACGAUUCCCUGGGCCAAAGAUUAAUGUCCGCGAAGGUGACACUAUCAUUGUUCAUCUAUUCAACCAGGGACCUUACAAUAUCACUAUUCAUUGGCAUGGAGUGUUUCAGCUCUUUAGCGGUUGGGCAGAUGGUCCAGAGUAUGUAACUCAAUGCACAAUCAGUCCGGGAAAUAAGUAUACUUAUAAAUUCAAUGUGACGCAACAAGAAGGAACCUUAUGGUGGCAUGCUCACGCAUCUGUUCUACGAGCUACUAUUCAUGGUGCUUUCAUCAUUCACCCACGUUCAGGCCUAUUUCCAUUUCCUAAACCUUACAAACAAUUUCCUAUUAUAUUAGGUGACUGGUAUGAUUCUAAUGUUGUGGAUGUUGAGACCCAAGCACUCGCCACUGGUGGCGGUCCAAAUGUAUCUAAUGCAUUCACAAUCAACGGCUUGCCUGGUGAUCUCUUCAAUUGUUCAAAAUCUCAGACAUUCAAGAUGAAGGUGAAUCAGGGAAAGACCUACAUGCUACGAAUUAUCAAUGCUGCACUCAAUAACCAACUUUUCUUCAAGAUAGCAAAUCACACUUUCAAAGUUGUUGCCGUGGAUGCUGCAUACACUGACCACUACAUCACCGACAUCAUCGUUAUCGCUCCUGGCCAAACGGUUGAUGCACUAUUUACAACAAACCAACGCUUAGGUUCAUACUACAUGGCUGCAUCUCCUUAUUCUCUUGGCGUGCCAAUCUUUGACAACACUACAACACGUGGCAUUAUCGUUUACGACCAUGCACCACGAUUAUCACACCCCCUGAUGCCAACCCUACCACCUUUCAAUGACACUGCAACGGCUCACAAAUUCUACAGCAACAUAACUGGUAAGGUGGGGGCUCCACACUGGAUUCCAGUACCAUCUAAGGUUGAUGAACACAUGUUCAUUACUAUUGGAUUGAAUCUAGAACCGUGUGAUCCUAAGAAUGCCACCAAUGCCACAUGUCAGGGUCCACUUGGCCGUAGGUUUUCUUCCAGUAUGAACAAUGAGUCCUUUGUGAUCCCUAAGGGGAGAGGGUUCUCUAUGUUGGAAGCAUUCUUUAAGAAUGUGAGUGGAGUUUACAAAGCUGAUUUCCCUAACAACCCUCCAGUUAUGUUUGACUUCACCAAUCCUAAUAUCAGUUUUAAUACGAACCUUUUGUUUGCGCCAAAAUCAACCAAGGCGAAGAAACUCAAGUUCAAUUCAACCGUGGAGGUUGUGUUUCAGAACACAGCGUUUAUCGCUGUGCAGAACCAUCCAAUUCACAUUCAUGGUUUUAGUUUCCAUGUUUUGGCUCAAGGGUUUGGGAAUUUCAAUUCCACCGCUGAUUCAACCAAGUUUAAUUUGGUGAAUCCUCAACUGCGCAACACAAUUGCUGUGCCGGUGGGAGGAUGGGCUGUGAUUCGAUUCCGAGCAAACAAUCCAGGGGUAUGGUUUGUGCAUUGCCAUGUGGAAGAUCAUGUGCCAUGGGGACUGGACAUGGCUUUUGAGGUUGAGAAUGGACCAACUUCUUCAACUUCACUCCCUCCACCACCUGCUGAUUUGCCUAAAUGUUAA